Molecule: messenger RNA, 1828 nt
Organism: Macrosteles quadrilineatus (aster leafhopper)
Lineage: Eukaryota; Metazoa; Arthropoda; Insecta; Hemiptera; Cicadellidae
Exons: 6
Coding region: 228-1127 (299 amino acids)
Source: RefSeq, a predicted model, not a curated record
CUCGCUUCUCUUUGUGUUACGACUAACGUUAACUCGAUUUACGGUUACGUACCAAAGUGUUAUGACUUACGUAAAUUGUUUACAGCUUAACGCGUUAAAAUGAGUGUUGUAGCUAUUAUUAACCCGUAAAUUAUUAUCAUUUUACAUUAUUAAAAGUAUUUACGACGUUGGUUACUACAAGUUUAAGAUAAACUCCUUUAUUAUCAAGAUGCAGUGAAACAAGUGUGAUGAUAAUGAAGGAAUGUGAUUUAACGCUGGUUAUCUUAUUCGUCAUCACCGUCCUCAUUCCAGGUCAGCUGUGUCUACGAGAUGUCUCUUUGAGAGUCCCAGAAGCUGUCAGGGUUGGUGACAGUCUGGCAUUGACUUGUGACUUCAGCCUGGAGCAAGAAAAUCUCUACUCAGUCAAGUUCUACCAGGGAGACACAGAGUUCUACAGGUACUUGCCGGGAGAGACUCCGCCCACCAGGGUCUUCGCCCUAGACGGUGUCCGCGUCGACAUCUCCAGAUCCAACAGUUCCACGGUUACCCUGGGAGAUGUACACAGAGACAUGACGGGGUAUUACAAGUGCGAAGUGUCAGCCGAUGCGCCUCUCUUCCACACAGGAAUCAAGUCUGCCUACGUCACUGUUGUAGAAGAGCCUUGGUCAGUGCCCGUCCUAACAGCUGAGAAGUCAAAGUACAGUCUCGGAGAGAAGAUACGAGCUAACUGUACGUCUCAAGGAGGUUAUCCCUUAGCCAACCUGACGUGGUAUAUCAACGGACAACAGGUGAAGCACUCAACCUACCCUUCUGUACUUGUACAACAAGAAGUGACGCCCGGUGCGAGGCUAGACGACCCGGACACCUCGGUAUUGAGGCUAGAGGUAGACGCUUCCCUCUCCCUGUUCCAAGACGGUAGACUGAGUCUGCGCUGUCUGUCGACGCAGUACACCCUCUACAGGCGCAGCGCGGAGUUGGAUAUACACGAGGACACUCCACAACUCGCCCCUGUGCUGGGGCCGACUGUACCCCACACACAAGAGUCAAGUGGAGCCUCGAAUACGUGUAGUGAGAUCCCCUUCACGUUUCCCUUCUUUAUUAUAAUAGCUCAAUUGCUUCAAACAGUCUAUACUUCAGUUUCCAGGUAGCCUAAGAAACGAACGAAAUACAGCGACAAAUUGUGAUAAUAACACUUGCGUGAUAUAAAGAAGCAUUAAAGUUAAAGUUUUGAAAUGUAUGAUUUUUGCAAGUAUAAACGGUUUAAAUUGAAAGAUUGUUGAUUAAAGAUUACCAGCUUUUGUAUUUUCCAGGAUCGUUCCAAUAUUUGUAAUCGGUUGUGAAUAUUUGUAGAGCUAGCAGUAGAUCGCAAUAACGCAAUAAAACUAAAUAUGUGUAUCAUAGUAAAUUUAAUAACGUAGAAAGAGCUUAAACGUUUUAUUAAAGCUGCUGUAAUUGUUUGUAUUGAAAUCGAUAUUUAGAAUGUACAAUACGUCCAUUUAAAUUUGUCAUAAAUAAUCAUCCAUUUCAACUUUAUUCAACGUUCAAUAUUGUAGGUAUUAAGCGAAAACUAAGUUGGGUCUAGAAGGUGGUUGUAAAUUUAAAAAAUAUAAAACUCUUAUUUUAAUUUUUAUGUUACUUUUUCCUCAAAAUUUUACCUCUGAGUCAAAAUCCAUCCUUUGUAAGAUUUUAUUUUUGAUAAAACCCCCGAGCUGUUUUUGACAAAAGAAAUUGUAUGUAUAUUGUUGUACUAUUUAUUUGUUUUUAAUUACUAAAAUAUAAUUUUACUAUUGUAGCAAGAGCAUUAUUGAAUUUUGAAACCAAACCUGAGACAUUCUGGUGUUUUGUAAGC